This is a messenger RNA of Vicia faba (fava bean), 1302 nucleotides long. Lineage: Eukaryota; Viridiplantae; Streptophyta; Magnoliopsida; Fabales; Fabaceae. The record is from the annotation of a GenBank genome assembly.
AUGGCAAUGUCAACAAAGGAUACUGAAGAAAUUAGGCAAUCUGUAAAACUUGGUGCUGGCUUAGCGACUCUUUGCAAACUUAAAUUGAGCCCUGAAAAGAAAAACCUCAUGGUGAACUCUGUAUUUUAUGAUGUUAUAAACAUACAAAAUAACAAAGAGAGUUCAUCAAUUUUUAUUAAACUGUUUGGUGAUUUUUACGAUCCAACAAAUAGAAGGUUUGUGUUAAACAAUAACACAUCUUUUUCUUUCUGUGCCAAAGAGGUGGCAGAUGUGUUGGGUAUUGAAAAUACCGGGCCUGAUUUCAACGCCCCUGCUGCAAAAAAAGUUCCUCAGUUUGUUAAGGACCUAGUGAUAGGAUAUGGUGUAGAUAGUUCUGGGAAAAUCUCUACAACAACAAUUAAAGAACUUUUGAAAAAAAUGAAUGUAGACGACGAGGAAAGUAGAUUAAAUUUUAAGAAAGUCUUAUGUUAUUUUUUGAUCGAGAUGUUUUUAAUACCCUCCCCGGAUCCCAAGAAACCACGUACAGGUUCUUGGUCAAUGGUAGAAGAUCUUGAUGUAUAUGAAAAAGUGAACUGGGCUAAAGCAAUCUAUGAAGACUUACAUGAAUCUUUUAAUAAGCUAAAAACUGCAACGGUGGGAAAACAACAUAAUUUUAAAGCGUGUGCGCCAGUUUUCGAGGCUGUUGUGUUUGAGAGAAUACCUUCCUUAAAGCCAAACCUAUCGUCUUAUCCUUAUCCGCCAAUUCAAAAGUAUGAUGCUAAAAGGAAGGAUUGGGAACUGUUAAAAAGUAUCAAAGCCGACGAGAUAACCCCAUGUUCAUACUGUGGUGAUGGAGUAGAGGGUGAUGCUAGCCCUAGCCCUAGCUCUUUGAUUCCUGCUAAUGUGGUGGAGGACUUUUUGGCUUCCGGGGCGGAGGACGACUCGGCUUCCUCUUUGAAUGUGGUGGAGGACUUUUUGGCUUCCGGGGCGGAGGACGACUCGGCUUCCUCUUUGAAUGUGGCGAAGGACAGUUUGGCUUCCGGGGCGGAGGACGACUCGGCUUCCUCUUUGAAUGUGGCGAAGGAAAGUUUGGCUUCCUCUUUGGUGGAUGAUGUAUGCUCUCUCUGCUUGAAUGAUGCGUCUGCUCAGCCUUCUUCGCCGGUGAAUGAUGCAUCUGCUGCCAAGCCUUCUUCGCCAGUGAACGAUGCAACUGCUGCCAAGCCUUCUUCAUCGCCUCCACCUCCUCCAUCUAUGAAAGCUUUAAGAAGGUCGACAAGGCCACGGAAACAAAAUUUGAAGUAUAGCCCAAGCGAAUACAAUUAA